Messenger RNA from Gastrolobium bilobum, 1737 nucleotides. RefSeq names its product protein neprosin-like. Bases 1 to 1737 code for a protein of 578 amino acids. The record is from RefSeq and is a predicted model, not a curated record. NCBI's taxonomy places the organism in Eukaryota, Viridiplantae, Streptophyta, Magnoliopsida, Fabales, Fabaceae. The transcript has 11 exons.
AUGGAGACCAUGUGUAGGUUAUUACUGCGGCAAUUGACCGGAACUGCACCGGCACCAGCACCGGCGGAGGCGGCUCCGGAAGAGGCUAUAAAUAGAGAACUUGAGUUGCAGAGAAUUGAACUGGAAAAACGUGAGGCACAUAAUGAAAGUGAAAGAAAAAAGUUAGAAGAGAUGAAGAAGAGUACGAUGAAAAAUAGCUCUCUAGAAAUGGCUGUACUGGAGCGACAGAAAGCUGAUGAAAAUGUUUUGAAUGUGGCUGCAGUUCAAAAGGGCAUUAAAGAGAUAUCUAGUCGUGCCAAUAUUGGUGUGAAGAGAAUGGGGGAACUUGAUACUAGACCAAUCCUUCAAGCUAUGAAGAAAAAAUAUAAUGAGGAGGAGGCAGAAGAUAGAGUUUCGGAGUUGUGUUCAUUGUGGGAAGGGUAUCUCAAGGACCCAGACUGGCAUCCAUUUAAAAUUAUUGUAAUUGAAGGAAAACAUCAGCAUAUUAAUAUAAAAGUAGGCUAUAGUAAAAUGAAAUUGAUCAUCGAGUCAUUUUUGUUUGACAAGAGAUCGAGUUGUAUGAAAAUGAUAAAUAUAUUGUUCUUUGUCUUGUGUUUGGUUAGUGGCAGUAGCAGCCAUAUAGUUGAUGGUAUGCAAAGUGCACUGAAAGAAGAUUUGGAGUUGGAGCAAAAGCUAAAGCAUAUCAACAAGAUUCCCGUCAAGAGUAUUCAUACAAAGUUUGGGUACAUUGUUGAUUGCAUUGACAUUAACAAGCAACCAGCUUUUGACCAUCCUUUACUAAAGAAUCACAAGUUGCAGAGAAAACCUAGCUUUCAAAAAACAAUCGGAAAAACAAAUUCGAAUAGUUCACCAGCUAAAGCUAAACGCAUAUUUCGGCUUGAGAAGGAUCAGUGUCCAACAGGAACAGUUCCUGUUAGGAGGACAACAAAAGAUGAUCUCAUUCGAGCUAAAUCAUUAUUAAAUAAUCACAUCCUGACUCAACACAGCCCUGGUACUCAUGUUGCAAAAGUAUCUCUUAAAACAAUUCCUGGUAUGCCUUACUAUGGAGUUAGUGGAAAUAAUAGCAUUUACAAUCCGAGAGUUAAGAAACAUCAAUCAAGCGCUUCUCAUAUAUGGGUUCAAAAUGGACGGCCAGGUGCUACUGAUAAAAUCAUUACAAGAUGGCAUGUGUCUCCACAAUUAUAUGGUGAUGAUGGAACUUAUCUAUACUCAUUCUGGAGGUCAGAUUCGAAGAAGACAGGAUGCUACAAUGUACAGUGCCGUGGUUUUGUUCAGACUAACCCUCAAAUCUACCUCGGUUCACGUGUGACGGAUUCAUCAAUCUAUAAUGGGCUAAUGAUUGAGACUGCAUUUUCUCUUCAACAGGAUGCACGUACCAAAAAUUGGUGGUUAAUUAUGGAAAAUGCGAAUGUUGGAUAUUUUCCAGCAGAUUUAUUCUUCAACUUGACCACAGCAGAUCAAGUUGGGUGGGGUGGGAGAACAACAACAGCUGCGGGUACACCUAGUCCUCCAAUGGGAUCUGGAUACUUUCCUGAUGAGAACUACAUACAUGCAUGCUAUUUUAUUGGUGUUAAAUAUCAGAAUGCAUCCAGACAAGAUUAUGAACCUGAAAAUUAUUUGACAGAAACAUUCACUGACAAACCAGAUUGCUUUGGUGUUGAAUACUAUGGAUAUGAGGAUACAGAGCUUGGAUAUGCUCUCCAAUUUGGAGGACCUGGAGGUGCCUGUUUUAAUUAA